GCAUGUCCCACAUAUUUGCUUUCUAUUAUUCCUUACCCUUUUUUUUUCGAUGUGUACAAAUAAAAUGCCACCUAUUAAUUCAUUCUUCAUUCAUCCUCUACCUCUCUCCCUCCCUCCACCCUCUUCAUUGCAUCUCAUGGAGAAACCUCGAGUGACGGAGAUUCAUGUCCGGAUGGACUGUAACGGAUGCGUGCAGAAGAUAAAGAAAGCGCUACAUGGCAUCAAUGGUAUAUAUGAGCUUUACAUUGACUUCCCACAACAAAAGUUGACAAUAAUUGGGUGGGCGGAUCCGGAGAAGAUAGUAAAAGCUAUUAAGAAGACGAGGAAGAUUGCCACCAUAUGUUCCCACACAGAACAACAAACAGAGCCUGCUCCUCAGCCGCCAGAACAAGCACCAGAGAAUGGUGCGCCAGCUCCUGAGGUGGCAAAUCCUCCUCCGGCAGAAGCACCACCACCGGCUGAGGCAGCUCCACCAGCUGAAGCUGCCUCGUCAGCAGAGCCACCGAGAGAAUCACCACCGCCUCAACAGCCAGCACCAGAGCCAGCAACGCCAACACCUGUAGCUGCUGAGACUAACACCGGGCAACAAAUACACCACCAGAGACCAAGAGACGUUGGAGAAGUUCAUACAAUUUACCACCACGGUCACCACCCACCGGGACAAUCACCACCGCCUCAACAGCCAGCGCCAGAGCCAGCAGCACCAACACCUGUAGCUACUGAGACUAAUCCUGGGCAACAAAUACACCACCAGAGACCAAGAGACGUUGGAGAAGUUCAUACCAUAUACCACCACGGUCACCACCCACCUGAUUAUGGCUACAGAUAUGGCUACUCUCAAGGCUACAAUGGCUACUGGAACGGAUACCAUAACAGCCAAGGACCUCCAACGGAGACUGCCCCUAUCCCCACCCCAAUGGGCCCUUCCCCGAUGACCCCCGCCGCAAUGGGCCCUCCUCCGAUGAGCCCCAGCACAAUGAGUCACACCCCAGCUCCACCUAUGUAUGUAACACACAGCUACAACACAUACAGGCCAUCACCUUAUGUUACAGAAUAUCAAUACAUCCAGCCGCCCCCACAACCCACACAUUUGAGCAGGACGAACCAUUACAACGAGGAGCAGCACUAUGUCAACGGGAACGGCAACGGAAACAUCACAUCAAUUUUUAGCGACGAAAAUCCGAAUGCAUGCACCGUAAUGUAGAGAGAGAGAGAGACACACACACACAACGGUGCAAAAGGAGGGCUGCUGUUUAUCCCCAAAAGAAUCACGGCAAGAAAGUUAAUGGAGAAUAUAUUAGCAGGAAAAUAUAUUUUUCUAAUAACCAUGUGAUGUUACGGGAAGAAAGAAUGAGAUUCCAAGCUUGUAGGUGAAGAAAGAAUUGAUCUUAAAUCCCUCUCCAACAGGGCUAUAAUACAUAUUGCCUGCAACCUGGAGUUUCCAAAA
This is a messenger RNA of Pyrus x bretschneideri (Chinese white pear), 1447 nucleotides long. Its product is annotated as extensin. Gene Ontology annotation, molecular function: metal ion binding. The transcript is spliced from 3 exons. Bases 50 to 1204 code for a protein of 384 amino acids. Lineage: Eukaryota; Viridiplantae; Streptophyta; Magnoliopsida; Rosales; Rosaceae. The record is from RefSeq and is a predicted model, not a curated record.